Messenger RNA from Echinops telfairi (small Madagascar hedgehog), 6105 nucleotides. Its product is annotated as deleted in malignant brain tumors 1 protein. Gene Ontology annotation, cellular component: membrane. Lineage: Eukaryota; Metazoa; Chordata; Mammalia; Afrosoricida; Tenrecidae. The transcript has 24 exons. Bases 1 to 6105 code for a protein of 2034 amino acids. The record is from RefSeq and is a predicted model, not a curated record.
AUGAAUGAAGCCGAUGUGGUGUGUCGGCAGCUGGGCUGUGGGCGUGCCCUUGAAGCCCCCACUGAGGCCCGAUUUGGCGAAGGCGCGGGCAAGUAUCUGCUGGAUGAUUUGGACUGUACUGGAAGAGAGCGGUUUCUGGGACAGUGCCCUCACGCGGGGUGGUCUCUCAAUAACUGUGGUCCUGGAGAAGACGCCAGCGUGGUCUGUGCAGAAACCUGGAUGGAGGUGAGGCUGGUGAACGGCACAGGAAGGUGCUCAGGCCGAGUGGAGGUCCUCACCCAUGACACGUGGGGGACCGUGUGUGAUGACCUCUGGGACCUGGCCGAGGCCACCGUCGUGUGCCGCCAGCUGCAAUGUGGCCAGGCCGUGGGAGCCCCCACAGGGGCCCACUUUGGGGCAGGUUCUGGGAAGAUCCUGCUGGAUGAUGUGCAGUGUGUGGGCAGUGAGAGCCACCUCGGGCAGUGUGUGCACAAGGGCCAAACUGGACUCAACUGUGGGCACCUGGAGGACGCCAGUGUCAUCUGCACAGGGGGCUGGGUGGAGGUGAGGCUGGUGAAUGGCACAGGAAGGUGCUCAGGCCGAGUGGAGGUUUUUGACCAGGACACGUGGGGGACUGUGUGUGAUGACCUCUGGGACCUGGCAGAUGCCACCGUUAUGUGCCACCAGCUGCAGUGUGGCCAGGCCAUGGGAGCCCCCACAGGGGCCCACUUUGGGGCAGGUUCUGGGAAGAUCCUGCUGGAUGAUGUGCAGUGUGUGGGCAGUGAGAGCCACCUUGGGCAGUGUGUGCACAAGGGCCAGGCCGGACUCAACUGCAGGCACCUGGAGGAUGCCGGUGUCAUCUGCACAGGAGGCUGGGUGCCCAUGCGACUGGUGGGAGGCCAAGGGAGCUGUGCUGGCCGAGUGGAACUUCUCUACCAGGGAGCCUGGGGAACCAUAUGUGAUGACCUGUGGGGUCUGCAGGAAGCCAACAUUGUCUGCAGGCAGCUGGGCUGUGGUUGGGCCAUAUCGGCCCCUGGCGAGGCUCACUUUGGGGAAGGUGCUGGGAAAAUCCUCCUUGACAACGUGCACUGUACAGGUGAUGAACAGCACCUGGAAGAAUGUUCCCACGUUGGCUGGUUUUCCCACAACUGUGGUCACGGUGAAGAUGCUAGUGUGAUCUGCUCAGCCUCUCCUUCCUUACCAACUACCUCGACAUCUGACACCUGGCCAGAGAUGCGGCUGGUGGGCGGCUCGGGUCGUUGCUCCGGCCGCGUGGAAGUCCUCCACCAAGGAGCCUGGGGCACCGUGUGCGAUGACUUGUGGGACCUGAACGAAGCUGAGGUGGUGUGUCGCCAGCUGGAGUGUGGCCGGGCCAUCUCUGCCCUUGGGAAGGCCCACUUUGGUCCUGGCUCCGGGGACAUCUUCUUGGACAACCUCCAGUGUGCAGGUGUGGAGCGUUAUCUGGGCCAGUGUGCCCACUCGGGCUGGUCAGAACACAACUGUGGCCACCACGAGGACGCCGGUGUCAUCUGCUCAGGUAACCUCCCCUCUCGGACCGUCGCCUCCUCAACCUCACGGGCAACUGUCUGCCAGGCUCUGAGCCUUCUUCCCGAUUAUUGUCCUCUGCCUACAGGGGACUGGUCGGAGCUGCGGCUAGUGGGUGGCUCAGGUCGAUGCUCAGGCCGUGUGGAGGUCCUCCACCAAGGGAACUGGGGCACCGUGUGUGACGACCUGUGGGACCUCCGUGAGGCUGAGGUCGUGUGUCGACAGCUCGGAUGUGGACAGGCCAUCUCUGCCCCCAGCGAGGCCCACUUCGGCCCAGGCUUGGGGGAUAUCCUCCUGGACAACCUCCAGUGCUCAGGGAUGGAGCGAUGCCUGGACCAGUGUGCCCACUCGGGCUGGUCAGAGCAUAACUGUGGCCACCACGAGGAUGCCGGCGUCAUCUGCUCAGGUAACGACCCCCGUCGGGCUGCUAAUGAGCCGGUGCUGCGGUUAGUGGAUGGCUCAGGUCGAUGCUCAGGCCGCGUGGAGAUCCUACACCAAGGGGCCUGGGGCACCAUAUGUGAUGACCUGUGGGACCUAAGUGAAGCCGAGGUCGUGUGCCGCCAGCUUGGGUGCGGACGGGCCAUCGCUGCCCCAGGAAAGGCCCACUUUGGCCCUGGCUCCGGAGACAUCCUCUUGGAUAACAUUCAGUGUUCGGGAAGUGAGAGCCACCUUGGCCAGUGCCCCAGCUCGGGCUGGUCAGACCACAACUGCGGCCACCAUGAGGAUGCCAGCGUCGUCUGCUCAGGUAGCCUCUUCUCCCAUCCCAGGACAUCUGCUAUUUCAGCCACGGAUCCCUUGUCUGUUCUUGCAGGAGGAAGCAGCUCUUGUGGUGGCGUCAUCUCCAGCCUCUCGGGCUCCUUCUCCAGCCCUUGGUACCCUACGAACUACCCCACUGAUGUCGAGUGUGUCUGGGUGAUCCACGUACCUGAGACCUUCCGCAUCGAACUGAUGAUUCCAGCUCUGAUAUUAGAGGACAUCUACGGGUGCCCUUAUGACUUCAUUGAAGUGUUUGAUGGCCGGCAAGUGGGCUCACUCUCCCUGGGCAGAUUCUGUGCUGGGGUUGAACUCACCUUCCUCUCCUCUUCAAACGUCAUGACCACGGUGUUCAGGAGCGACGCCAUGAUCACCAGCAAAGGGUUUCUGGCCCUGUACAAGGCCCUCCCGCAAGAUGCGGACAGCAGUGAUAUGUCUCUGCGACUGGUGAAUGGCAGCCACCGGUGUGAGGGCCGGGUGGAAAUCUCCUACAAUGGCACCUGGGGCACCGUGUGUGACGACAGCUGGGACCUGAGUGACGCCGGAGUGGUUUGCCAGCAGCUCGGCUGUGGCGAGGCUCUGUCGGCCCCAGCUCAGAGCUACUUUGAUGGCGGCACCGGCCACAUCAUGCUGGACGAACUGCAGUGCGUGGGCAACGAGGCCAAGGUGUGGCAGUGCCCACACAAUGGCUGGUUCUCCCACAACUGUGGUCACCACGAGGACGCCAGCGUGGUCUGCUCAGGUGAGCGCGGGGCACACAGCCAGGAGGGGAAAAGUCCACCUGCAGGCAGCGUAUCUGAAAGGAAUGUGGCCCUCCGGCUGAGCAAUGGCAGCCACCGCUGUGAGGGGCGCGUGGAGCUGUUCUACAACGACACCUGGGGGACCGUGUGUGACGACAGCUGGGACCUACGUGAUGCCCACGUGGUGUGUCAGCAGCUGGGCUGUGGCAAGGCGGUGUCAGCCCUCGGGUGGGCAUACUUCGGCCGUGGCCUGGGACCCAUUGCCCUGGAUGACGUUGAGUGUGUGGGGAAUGAGGCCAAGCUAUGGCAGUGUCUGCACAGUGGCUGGUUCUCCCACAACUGCGGCCACCAUGAGGAUGCUGGCAUCGUCUGCUCAGGUGGCUCGGCCUCUGCAGGUCUGGGCCUGCGGCUGGCCAAUGGAUCCAACAGAUGUGAGGGCCGAGUGGAGGUCUACCACGCCGACACUUGGGGCACCGUGUGUGAUGACAACUGGUCCAUCCAGGAUGCCCACGUGGUCUGCAGGCAGCUGGGUUGUGGCCUAGCUGUUUCUGCCCUCCCGGGAGCAAGUUUCAGCCCCGGGACCGGGCACAUCCUCCUGGAUAAUGUCAACUGCACAGGAAAGGAGUCCUCCAUAGAGCAAUGCCCACAUGAUGGCUGGUUCAACCACAACUGUGGGCACCAGGAAGAUGCUGGUGUCAUCUGUUCAGAUCUGCCCGAGGUGAGGCUGGCCGAUGGGAAGAGCAGGUGUGAGGGCCGCGUGGAGCUCCGCCACAACGACACCUGGGGCACUGUGUGUGACGACCUCUGGGGCCUGGCCGCAGCCCAGGUGGUGUGCCAGCAGCUGGACUGUGGGGCAGCCCUGGCAGCCCCAAGGAACGGUUUGUUUGGCCCUGGCUCGGGCCCCAUCAUCCUCGACAAUGUGCAGUGUACUGGCAAUGAAAGCAACCUUGGGCAGUGCCACCACCUGGGCCUCCUCGUCCACAACUGUGGGCACCAUGAGGACGCCGGGGCCGUCUGCUCAGACUUGCCUGUCAUCAGAUUGGUGGAUGGGAGCAGCCGGUGCGAAGGGCGAGUUGAAGUCUACCAUGACGGAGCUUGGGGAACCGUGUGUGAUGACCUCUGGACCACCAGUGCUGCCCACGUCGUGUGCCGGCAGCUGGACUGCGGGGCGGGCAUCAGUGCCCUGGGGAAUGGCCACUUUGGGGCCGGUGUAGGGAGCAUCUUGCUGGAUGACGUGCAGUGCCAAGGCACCGAGAACACGCUGGGCCAGUGCCAACAUCGGGGCUUGUCCAUCCACAAUUGCGGCCAUCAGGAAGAUGCCGGGGUCAUUUGCGCAGGUGAGGCGAGAGGACUGGAGCUCAGAGGCUGGGAGACCUGGGGGGCACGGGAAGAAGGCUUGCCUGGACAGCAGGACACCGUGGCUGGCCAGUCCUACUGCUCAGAGGAGGAGGAGAUGAGGAAGAAGACGGAGAUGAAACUGAUGGAGGAGGAGGAGGAGAUGAGGAAGAAGACGGAGAUGAAGACGAUGAAGGAGAAGGAAAGGGAGAAGACGAGGAAGAAGACGGAGAUGAAGAUGGUGAAGGAGGAGGAGAUGAGGAAGACGGAGAUGAAACUGAUGGAGGAGGAGGAAAAGGAGAUGGAGAAAAUGAAGAAGGAGGGAACGAGGAAGAAGAUGAAGAUGCAAAUGAUUCAAGAGAAGGGGAAAAUGAAGAUGUUGAAGGAGACGGGGGAGAGAGAGAAAAGGGGAAAGGAGGACAUGAAAAUGACGAAGGAGAUGAGGAAGAAGAAGACGGAGAUGAAGAUGCUGAAGGAGGAGAAAAAGGAAACGAUGAGGAAGAAGAAGACGGAGAUGAAGAUGCUGAAGGAGGAGAAAAAGGAAAAGAUGAGGAAGAAGAAGACGGAGAUGAAGAUCACCCAAGACCUGCCCCUGCGCCUGGCAGAUGGAUGGAGCCGGUGCCAGGGCCGCGUGGAGGUUUGGCACCAGGGCGUGUGGGGCACCGUGUGUGAUGAUCGCUGGAACAUGAGGAACGCCAGGCUCGUGUGCCGCCUGCUGGGCUGUGGCCCGGCAAUGGCUGCUCCGGGGCAUGGCCACUUCGGCCGGGGCUCAGGGCCCAUCCUGCUGGAUCAGGUGCGCUGCCUGGGCAAUGAGGUGUCCCUGGAGCACUGCGCUCACUCGGGCUGGGCUCGCCACAACUGCCGUCACAGCGAGGACGCGGGCGUGAUCUGCGCAGCCCAGCUCUCCUGCCUGCCGGACCUCUUCCAAGCCAUCAUCGACCGAGGCUAUCUCCGGAGGCUGGGCUACUCUUCCUGGGACAUUCACCUAAAUGACGAGCGGUGUCGCCCCCAAGUCACAGGCCGCUACCUGAUCUUCAACAUUCCCUAUGGCCACUGUGGCACCAUCUGGCAGAACCACCGUGGCUCCCGCAGCUACUCCAACUCCGUCCGAGGCCGCCUCCGAGACCACCCGGGCCGGGUCAUUGUGCGACACAAGGUGCCUGAGCUCAAGUUCACCUGCACGGUGGACAGCUCCUCCGUGGGUGAAAGCGCUCACGGGGCUGACAGUCGGGGCAAGGGGGCCAAGUACGACAUGUCCAUCACGUUCCUCCAGUCACCCACGCCCGCUCCCGGUGAGGCAGUGAGACCAUACUCGGACAGACAGAAGAAGGAGGUCUUCCUGCAGGCUGCGCUCCACAGCCACGACCCCAGCCUGCUGCUCUUUGUGGACACCUGUGUGGCAUCUCCGGACCCCCAGGAUUUUACAACCGUCAAGUACGCGUUGAUCGAGCAGGGGUGCAUCAAAGAUGAAACCUACGCCAACCUCCACCCCAGUCAGAAACACGUGGCCCAGUUCAAGUUCAACGCCUUCCACUUUCUCAGCAGCUACGAGGUGGUCUAUCUGCAGUGUAAGAUCGCCGUGUGCAAAGUGGGCGACGCCUCCUCCCGCUGUGCCCGGGGCUGUGCGGGGCGGAGGAAGAGGGGCGCUGGCCCCCAGGCACCCACAGAAGUGGGGCCAGAGCACUUCCACAUCGUGGGGCCACUGGAGAUCCAAACACCCCCAAGACCCCAAGAACAACCUCCUUUCUUUUAG